Molecule: messenger RNA, 1302 nt
Organism: Nicotiana tabacum (common tobacco)
Lineage: Eukaryota; Viridiplantae; Streptophyta; Magnoliopsida; Solanales; Solanaceae
Product: putative calcium-binding protein CML18
Molecular function (GO): calcium ion binding
Source: RefSeq, a predicted model, not a curated record
CAUUCUUCUUUUUGUUAUACAAAUCAUCAUGUUAAAAUUAUUUUUGUAAAUAUUCAUUUCACCAGUAGACUGUAUAAUUAACUUUCUUAACAAUAUAAGAAGUGUCUUCAGGGGGAUAACCAAUUCAACUUGGGACUCGCAUUUCUUCUUUCAAUGGGUUACGUAUAGCUUGUCCUUGUAAUUCGGAUGAUCUAUCGAAUUUGGUGAUCCAUUACCAAGUCCAACAAGAAAAAGUUAUACGAAAGAUCAGCUAAAGAGUAGUCAAAAAGUCAGUAGCCAACACAAUAGAAGAGGACGACACGAAUAGCAAAAAACCAAUUUUUUUGAAUCUGCUGCCGAAAAGUUCCCAAAUCCCUUUUUUGAAGGAAAAAACCAUUGAUAUUGAUUUUCAAGUAUAACUCAAUUCUCCAGAUCAAGAAUCGUACAGGGCCUAUUACUGUUUGAUUUAUUGUCUCAGAGAGAAAUAUGAGCAAUAAAAAUCCUGUGAAGUUAGAUGAUGAGCAGUUGGCUGAACUGCGAGAAAUCUUCCGGUCGUUCGACAGAAAUGAUGAUGGGAGUCUGACCCAACUCGAGCUUGGCGCGCUAUUGAGGUCACUUGGUUUAAAACCAAGUGCUGAUCAGCUUGACACAUUGAUCCAAAAGGCCGAUAAAAAUGACAAUGGCCUUGUUGAAUUCUCAGAGUUUGUUUCACUUGUUGCACCGGAGCUUCUUCCUGCAAAGUCCCCUUACACGGAGGAGCAGUUGAAACAGCUUUUUAAGAUGUUUGAUAGGGAUGCAAAUGGGUAUAUAACAGCUGCUGAGUUGGCUCAUUCCAUGGCUAAGCUUGGACAUUCUUUGACCGUGGAAGAGCUUACUGGUAUGAUCAGAGAAGCUGAUACGGAUGGAGAUGGCAGGAUCAGUUUUCAGGAAUUCACUCAGGCGAUUACUUCGGCUGCUUUUGAUAACUCAUGGACUUGAUAUCCUUAGGCCCUUAUUCUGUGGCAAAGUAGAAAUGGGUGUGGUGUGUUGACCAUGAUGAAGAAGAGAAUUUCAGAUGCAGUGUUGCUUCUGUUGUGCUUCCAUCUUAAUGCACUGCUUCUAUCCGAUAGAAUAUUUCUUUGCAUUUUUCUCUAUUGCUUUCUUAGACUGAAUAAUGUUUGAGUGAUAAUUUUCCUCUUCUUCCCUUAAGAGUAGAUUACUGGAUUUGAAGAUAUGUCAUCUACUUCAGUAAAAAGACUCGGAACUUUUCGUAUCACAUUUCUUUGAAUGAGGUUGGAUGUUAGUCGUGAACUGCAAUGGGUAAAAGUAGAACUAUUAUGGAUU